AUGGGCUCUUAUUCCCUUGCUUCCCGUCAUGCUUGUGUCAAGGAGAUUAUCCAUGAUGGAGAUUGGCACCCUGGUAAUUUCUCUUCCAAAUCAGCCUGGAAUGCUAUCCGCACAAGAGCUGCCUGUAUUGACUGGAGCGAAGCUGUUUGGUUUGAAGGGAGUAUAAAGUCCCAUUCCUUUAUAGACUGGAGAUGCCUUUCGGAUGCCCUCCCCACUAGGGACAACCUCAUUCAUAGACACAUUCUGACUCCUCAUCAUUGCGUGUUUUGUUGGGCUGGAACUGAAAGUAGGAAUCAUCUCUUCUUCGGGUGCCCUUUUACUACUGAUAUUUGGAAACAUAUUUAUGACCUUUGUUUCCAUGAUGGGGCCACUCCUAGCAAUGCCAUUGAUGCAGCCAUUUCGGUUAGAUAUGUUGCAGGUAGAGCAGGGAAAUUGGGGCUAGUCAUAAAGCUUGCUUUCUGUGCCACAAUCAAGCAUAUUUGGUCGGAGAGAAAUUACAGAAUUUUUAGAAACAAAAUCAGAUCUAAGGACCAGAUUGUAGGGGCUAUAAAGGGGGAUGUUAUUGGCAGAUUAUCUUCCAUUGACUUGGUGGGAGACCCUACUACUGCCAACCAUCAUAUUGCUGCCAAAUGGGAUCUUCAAGUUCGUUGGAUUGCAAGAAUUCCAAUGGCAUGCUCUUGGUUUGCUCCAAAUCCGAACAUGGUUGCUCUCCAUUGUGAUGGGUCUCUUUCAGAUGACAAGGCAGGCUUUGGGGGUCUCAUUCGUGAUGAUAGUGGGGAUCCCUUAGCUGCCUUUGCUAGCAUAGGGGAAGAUCUUUCGGUGCUGUCCAUGAAGCUCAUGGCUAUUUACAGAGGAAUUUCCCUCUGCGUUGAUAAGGGCUUUUAUGAUGUCCCUAUUAGGUCGGAUUUGAAGUUGGCCGUCGAUAUUUUGAAUGGAGUGAUUACUGGGCCUUGGCAAAUCCUAACUUUGAAAAGUAAGAUCCAAAUAAAGGCAAGGCUGCUUAGGUCUAAAGAAUUCAUUCAUGUGUGGAGAGAACAGAAUCAGCCUGCAGAUUUCAUGGCCUCCAUCCCUAUAGACCCUUCUGAAAUUCUUUGGGAGCCUGAGUCCUUCCCUCCGGAGCUAGCGAUUCUCAUAAAGCAAGAUAAAGAGUUUGUAACCUAUUAUAGGAUGUAG
Molecule: messenger RNA, 1173 nt
Organism: Telopea speciosissima
Lineage: Eukaryota; Viridiplantae; Streptophyta; Magnoliopsida; Proteales; Proteaceae
Exons: 3
Coding region: 1-1173 (390 amino acids)
Molecular function (GO): RNA-DNA hybrid ribonuclease activity; nucleic acid binding
Source: RefSeq, a predicted model, not a curated record